Messenger RNA from Ctenocephalides felis (cat flea), 621 nucleotides. RefSeq names its product protein NYNRIN-like. Lineage: Eukaryota; Metazoa; Arthropoda; Insecta; Siphonaptera; Pulicidae. Gene Ontology annotation, molecular function: nucleic acid binding. The record is from RefSeq and is a predicted model, not a curated record. Gene Ontology annotation, biological process: DNA integration. The transcript has a single exon. The coding region runs from base 1 to 621 and encodes 206 amino acids.
AUGUGGGCACGUCAAUGCAUUCCUUGCCAAAAAUCCAAAAUACACAAACAUAAUCACUUCACUCCUAUCCAUAUUCCUAUUCCUGAAAACAGAUUUUUGCAUAUUCACAUCGACAUAAUUAAAUUACCUAAUAUUAAUGGAUAUCCUUAUUGCCUAACAAUCAUCGACAGAUUCACAAGGUGGCCAGAAGCUAUUCCUCUAAAGGACAUUUCUUCAGACACGAUUGUUCAAGCCCUAUUUUCAAACUGGAUACCAAGAUUUGGUACACCAUGUGUGAUAACAUCCGACCAAGGAUGCCAGUUUGAAUCAGCUAUAUUCAAAUCAUUAACGGAUACAAUAGGUGCUAAGAAAAUACGGACAACGGCAUAUCACCCUCAGUCCAAUGGUCUGGUUGAACGCUGGCAUAAAACUCUGAAAGCAGCUUUAAUGUGCUCUCCUGAGCUCUGGAUCAAAGUAUUACCUGUAGUCUUACUAGGUUUACGUUCUUCAUACAAAGAAGACCUUAAAGCAUCUUCUGCUGAGAUGGUUUAUAAAACCACAUUAAGACUACCAGGCGAGAUUUCACAUCUAAAGAACUGUCAUCUGAUCCACAAGCAUUUCUGGACUGUCAUAGAAAAAUAA